AUAUAUUCAGUUCUUUAUGAAGUAUUUUGGGUAUCUGACGUACUUGAUAAUAAAGUACACAAAGCGGAUAUUAUAGUGCUCAAUAAUUGUAUUUCAUAUACAGUCACAAGAAAAUAAACCAGGAUUAGUGAAAGUAUUACUCUUUGUGUAUUUCUUAAAAUAUUUAGGGUUUUUAUCGAUAAAAGAAAGUGAUAUCAUGGAAACAGUAACAUAAGUGAAUAUUAAACAACGUCACAUUUUUAAAUUCUUCAUAUACAAAGUCACAGUGAAACUGAAAUGUAAUGCAAUGGCAAAAUUGAUAAUAUUUUUGCUUUUUCUUACAACAUACUUCUGCAUCAGCCAUGGAUGCAGGGUGGUCGGUACGAGCUGGCCUAACCCAGUUUCAGGGAGCGUUGUAGAUACAUAUAGAGGCGUUAUUCUCGAUAUAGAAACCAGAGGAAUAGAUGGCAUAGAGAGUGUCACCUAUGGGGCAGCAAUCAAUUACACACAGUACGUAGAUUUUAACUUCAUUGAUUCACGACUGGUGGCUAGUACUAAUCCCCUUUUUGAUGAAUAUGAAGAAAAGCAGACAGUGCUUGUAAUGCAGGCAGCUGUCACUUUCCGCUGUAGUGAUGGGUCGAGCCCUGUUACUUACAAUUUUUUCAUCAAUGUCGUGGACACGAACAACAACGCGCCUCAAUUUUGGGAUGCGGUCGAACGUCAGCCACGGGACGAAUUCGAGUUUACCGUCAUAGCCCCAUUACCACCAGGGUUUGAAAUAACUGGAUGCUUGGACGACUUAAUUGUUAGAGAUAUCGACCUUACGACCUCAAGAAUUGACUUUGCUAUUGAAGACAAUGAUUACUUUGAGAUUGAGUACGGUGGUCUUACUGUUGCAAAGGAGUUCCAGGGCAUUCUGAAGACGAAGACACUCAUUAGAUCAAUACCGGAACCUAUCACGCUUACUAUUUCAGCUACGGACGUUGAUGACACUGGAGAUCCUCCGAUUACUACCAAAGGAAAAAUUACAAUAAUUGGUGACAGAGAAUUUGAAAUGCCUGAAGAGCCUGUUUUCACGAAGGCUUUUUAUCUCGCCGACUACACGGAGGACAAUCGAGUGGUUCUUGAAGAAACUAUUUCUCUACGAAGCGGAUAUCACUCAGAUGUGGAUUUUAGUAUAGAAGGAGAAUUUAAGAACAAUUUUGAGAUCGUCACGAAUCCACAAUACGAGAAUCAGAUGUCCAUCGGUGUGACCAUUCCUUUGACGGGCGAUGUUCUUGAUCAACCAAAUGUUCUGCUAGCCGUGAAAGCCAACAGGGAGCACACAAGUGGAGCCUCGACAACUGUCGUGGUACGACUGCCUCAAGGGAUUCCGCUGGAAUUUGAAAGAGCUCAUUACGAGGGAACGAUCGAAAACAAUAUCCUUGAUGUUCCACCACUCAUUUUAACUCAAGGAUACGAGGGCACAGUUGUAUCUGCAAACGUCAUAAGUGAUUACACAUCGAAUUUCAACGCAGUUGUUCAAGGAAAUACAAUCACGUUAUCAAUGACUCCAUUGGCAGAAAGUAUUAUAAACCAGAAUAGUUUCAUUUAUCUCCAAAUAGUGGCUUCUACUGACCGUAGUAUAACAACGACUGUCGUCACCUUGGAAAUAAUAAAAGAUGAUAACAUAACGCCGGUAUUCAAUCAACCCAUAUACACAGGAUCUUAUAACCCCGGAGCUGAUUUGUCCAUCGAACAAAUCUCAUUUACACAGGGAUAUGAUGGAAUCGACUCACUGGAGUUAUUUGGAGACAAUUCAAACUACUUCACCGCGACGCGAUUAGGUGCGUCUGUAAGAAUUACGGUGUCCACAAUUCCGCCUGCACUGUACAGCUUGGGACGCAUCGUGUUGUCCUUAGGAGCCACAAAACCGAGAACAGUGGGUGCCAGCGCUACUCUCAUCAUCAACUUACCAGGAGCUAGAGAAUUGGGAUUCGAAUCAUCUACUUAUAGAGGCAGUUUGCAGAAUAAUGUGCUUACUCUUGAUCCCAUUCCGUUAACGCUUGGAUAUGAUGAAAACAUUGAUUUUUCUUUAACUGGAGAUUACGCCAGUUACUUCAGAGUAUCAAAGGAAGAAAAUAGGGCUAUCAUUCGCUUAGAAACACCGAUACCGAACGAGGUUAUAUUAGAAAACAAUAUCGUAAUGUUGACGCUCGCCGCAUCUGGUCUUAACGCUGUAACGACCACCACAAGUGUACUCCUGGAUAUAAUAAAGGAUGACACAACGACACCUGUAUUCAGUCGUAAUAUUUACUACGGCACAUACUUGGGCUCCAACAUUAAUAUCGACGAUAUUAUCUUGACACAGGGCUAUGAUAGUAGCGUUACCUUCAGGCUUGAUGGUGAUCAUGCACAAUACUUCGAUGUAUCAAACACCGGAAACAGAGUCGAGAUAGUUCAGCUAUCUCCCAUUCCUGAGGGCGUUAUUCACAAUGAGAAGGUUUUGGUUUUCAACGUUUUAGCUUUAAAAGCACUUACUGUUGGCGCGAACGCGGCUGUUUCAAUUAGUUUCCCGUCAGAAUUGACAGACCCUGUCGUUAUGCGGUUUGCGCAGAAUACUUACACCGCCACAAUCGACAACAAUGGACUGACGGCUGACCAUAUUGUUCUCAGCACGGGAUAUGCACCAGGAACUGAGUUUGUACAUACUGGAGACUAUUCAAGCUAUUUCUCUAUAACGCCAAAUGAGAACAGAGUAACAUUAUCGCUGCUCAAUCCUCUACCAACUGACGUUAUACCAAACUCAUUCGUAGUAUUGGAAAUAGCGGCAACCAGAGAGAGGGCUGUAUCUGCCUCAACCAGUAUAGUCGUUGAUAUAAUUCAAGAAGAAAUUGUUCCGCCAAAAUUCACCCAGCCAUUCUAUAGAGGUGUUUAUGAUCCUGAAUCGGGUUUGCAGUUUAACGAAGUAAUUUCCUUAUUGUACGGUCACGACGACACGGUAGAUUUCCAUCUAGACGGAGAAUUCUCAUCACUGUUCAGGUUGGUUGAGUUGGACAGUAAAUCUAGAAGCAUAGAGGUUUUGGCUCCGAUAUCGGAAGAGGUAUUAAAAGAUAAUAGUCACUUGUUAUUCACUGUUGUGGCGACGAAGCCGGGAUCAUACACUGCACGUGCAACAAUAUCUAUCGAUAUUGUGAAAGAAAGUCCACAAGGCACUCUUGGAUUCGAUCGAGUGACAUACCUCGGCACUAUACAGAAUGACGUGGCACACGUUGGACCGAUUACUAUCAUCCAAGGGUUCACUGAUGACGUCACACUCGCUUUGUACGGAGAUCUGGCGGUCUACUUCACCACUCGGAGGGAGGCUUCUGUAGUCACAGUCACGAUGGUGACGCCCAUUCCGAGAGAACUGAUACCAGAUAACCGUAUAAUAGUGCUGGAAAUACGAGCGUCAUCACCACAAGCGAACACCGCUUUCGCCACCAUAGUACUCGAAGCUAUUCUCGAGGACGACACUCCCCCAACGAUUCAGCUAGCGUUCGACGCGCCGUUCUACACAGGAUCGUACAACACGAUUGAUGGUCUACGUCUUGACACGUCCAUCGCUUUAGCCGGAGGGCAUGACGCCAACACUCAGUUCGGCCUCCAAGGAGAAAACUCUCAGUGGUUCAGCGUAAGCCCAGGUUCGAAUACCGUCACUAUUGUGGUGUCCAGUGCGAUCCCGGAGGCCGUGCUAGCAAGCAAUCGGAAAUUCGUCUUCCUCAUCACAGCGCAGAGACCGGGAGCUCUCUCAGCGCAAGCGACGAUUGUCAUAUCUCUCACUGCGGACGAAAGCCCACAAGGCCCCACUCUUGGAUUCGAUCGAGUGACAUACCUCGGCACUAUACAGAAUGACGUGGCACAAGUUGGACCGAUUACUAUCAUCCAAGGGUUCACUGAUGACGUCACACUCGCUUUAUACGGAGAUCUGGCGGUCUACUUCACCACUCGGAGGCUUCUUGCGAUCCCGGAGGCCGUGCUAGCAAGUAAUCGGAAAUUCGUCUUCCUCAUCACAGCGCAGAGACCGGGAGCUCUCUCAGCGCAAGCGACGAUUGUCAUAUCUCUCACUGCGGACGAAAGCCCACAAGGCCCCACUCUUGGAUUCGAUCGAGUGACAUACCUCGGCACUAUACAGAAUGACGUGGCACAAGUUGGACCGAUUACUAUCAUCCAAGGGUUCACUGAUGACGUCACACUCGCUUUGUACGGAGAUCUGGCGGUCUACUUCACCACUCGGAGGGAGGCUUCUGUAGUCACAGUCACGAUGGUGACGCCCAUUCCGACAGAACUGAUACCAGAUAACCGUAUAGUAGUGCUGGAAAUACGAGCGUCAUCACCACAAGCGAACACCGCUUUCGCCACCAUAGUACUCGAAGCUAUUCUCGAGGACGACACUCCCCCAACGAUUCAGCUAGCGUUCGACGCGCCGUUCUACACAGGAUCGUACAACACGAUUGAUGGUCUACGUCUUGACACGUCCAUCGCUUUAGCCGGAGGGCAUGACGCCAACACUCAGUUCGGCCCAAGGAGACACCGGGAGCUCUCAGCGCAAGCGACGAUUGUCAUAUCUCUCACUGCGGACGAAAGCCCACAAGGCCCCACUCUUGGAUUCGAUCGAGUGACAUACCUCGGCACUAUACAGAAUGACGUGGCACAAGUUGGACCGAUUACUAUCAUCCAAGGGUUCACUGAUGACGUCACACUCGCUUUAUACGGAGAUCUGGCGGUCUACUUCACCACUCGGAGGGAGGCUUCUGUAGUCACAGUCACGAUGGUGACGCCCAUUCCGACAGAACUGAUACCAGAUAACCGUAUAGUAGUGCUGGAAAUACGAGCGUCAUCACCACAAGCGAACACCGCUUUCGCCACCAUAGUACUCGAAGCUAUUCUCGAGGACGACACUCCCCCAACGAUUCAGCUAGCUUUCGACGCGCCGUUCUACACAGGAUCGUACAACACGAUUGAUGGUCUACGUCUUGACACGUCCAUCGCUUUAGCCGGAGGGCAUGACGCCAACACUCAGUUCGGCCUCCAAGGAGAAAACUCUCAGUGGUUCAGCGUAAGCGCAGGUUCGAAUUCCGUCACUAUUGUGGUGUCCAGUGCGAUCCCGGAGGCCGUGCUAGCAAGUAAUCGGAAAUUCGUCUUCCUCAUCACAGCGCAGAGACCGGGAGCUCUCACAGCGCAAGCGACGAUUGUCAUAUCUCUCACUGCGGACGAAAGCCCACAAGGCCCCACUCUUGGAUUCGAUCGAGUGACAUACCUCGGCACUAUACAGAAUGACGUGGCACAAGUUGGACCGAUUACUAUCAUCCAAGGGUUCACUGAUGACGUCACACUCGCUUUGUACGGAGAUCUGGCGGUCUACUUCACCACUCGGAGGAGGCUUCUUGCGAUCCCGGAGGCCGUGCUAGCAAGCAAUCGGAAAUUCGUCUUCGUCAUCACAGCGCAGAGACCGGGAGCUCUCUCAGCGCAAGCGACGAUUGUCAUAUCUCUCACUGCGGACGAAAGCCCACAAGGCCCCACUCUUGGAUUCGAUCGAGUGACAUACCUCGGCACUAUACAGAAUGACGUGGCACAAGUUGGACCGAUUACUAUCAUCCAAGGGUUCACUGAUGACGUCACACUCGCUUUGUACGGAGGUAAAUUCCCGAGCUCAAUUACUCUGCACGAACCAUCUGGCGGUCUACUUCACCACUCGGAGGCUUCUGUAGUCACAGUCACGAUGGUGACGCCCAUUCCGACAGAACUGAUACCAGAGAACCGUAUAGUAGUGCUGGAAAUACGAGCGUCAUCACCACAAGCGAACACCGCUUUCGCCACCAUAGUACUCGAAGCUAUUCUCGAGGACGACACUCCCCCAACGAUUCAGCUAGCGUUCGACGCGCCGUUCUACACAGGAUCGUACAACACGAUUGAUGGUCUACGUCUUGACACGUCCAUCGCUUUAGCCGGAGGGCAUGACGCCAAUACUCAGUUCGGCCUCCAAGGAGAAAACUCUCAGUGGUUCAGCGUAAGCCCAGGUUCGAAUACCGUCACUAUUGUGGUGUCCAGUGCGAUCCCGGAGGCCGUGCUAGCAAGCAAUCGGAAAUUCGUCUUCCUCAUCACAGCGCAGAGACCGGGAGCUCUCUCAGCGCAAGCGACGAUUGUCAUAUCUCUCACUGCGGACGAAAGCCCACAAGGCCCCACUCUUGGAUUCGAUCGAGUGACAUACCUCGGCACUAUACAGAAUGACGUGGCACAAGUUGGACCGAUUACUAUCAUCCAAGGGUUCACUGAUGACGUCACACUCGCUUUAUACGGAGGUAAAUUCCCGAGCUCAAUCACUCUGCACGAACCAUCUGGCGGUCUACUUCACCACUCGGAGGAGGCUUCUGUAGUCACAGUCACGAUGGUGACGCCCAUUCCGACAGAACUGAUACCAGAUAACCGUAUAGUAGUGCUGGAAAUACGAGCGUCAUCACCACAAGCGAACACCGCUUUCGCCACCAUAGUACUCGAAGCUAUUCUCGAGGACGACACUCCCCCAACGAUUCAGCUAGCGUUCGACGCGCCGUUCUACACAGGAUCGUACAACACGAUUGAUGGUCUACGUCUUGACACGUCCAUCGCUUUAGCCGGAGGGCAUGACGCCAACACUCAGUUCGGCCUCCAAGGAGAAAACUCUCAGUGGUUCAGCGUAAGCGCAGGUUCGAAUUCCGUCAGUAUUGUGGUGUCCAGUGCGAUCCCGGAGGCCGUGCUAGCAAGCAAUCGGAAAUUCGUCUUCCUCAUCACAGCGCAGAGACCGGGAGCUCUCUCAGCGCAAGCGACGAUUGUCAUAUCUCUCACUGCGGACGAAAGCCCACAAGGCCCCACUCUUGGAUUCGAUCGAGUGACAUACCUCGGCACUAUACAGAAUGACGUGGCACAAGUUGGACCGAUUACUAUCAUCCAAGGGUUCACUGAUGACGUCACACUCGCUUUGUACGGAGAUCUGGCGGUCUACUUCACCACUCGGAGGGAGGCUUCUGUAGUCACAGUCACGAUGGUGACGCCCAUUCCGACAGAACUGAUACCAGAUAACCGUAUAGUAGUGCUGGAAAUACGAGCGUCAUCACCACAAGCGAACACCGCUUUCGCCACCAUAGUACUCGAAGCUAUUCUCGAGGACGACACUCCCCCAACGAUUCAGCUAGCUUUCGACGCGCCGUUCUACACAGGAUCGUACAACACGAUUGAUGGUCUACGUCUUGACACGUCCAUCGCUUUAGCCGGAGGGCAUGACGCCAAUACUCAGUUCGGCCUCCAAGGAGAAAACUCUCAGUGGUUCAGCGUAAGCGCAGGUUCGAAUUCCGUCAGUAUUGUGGUGUCCAGUGCGAUCCCGGAGGCCGUGCUAGCAAGCAAUCGGAAAUUCGUCUUCCUCAUCACAGCGCAGAGACCGGGAGCUCUCACAGCGCAAGCGACGAUUGUCAUAUCUCUCACUGCGGACGAAAGCCCACAAGGCCCCACUCUUGGAUUCGAUCGAGUGACAUACCUCGGCACUAUACAGAAUGACGUGGCACAAGUUGGACCGAUUACUAUCAUCCAAGGGUUCACUGAUGAUGUCACACUCGCUUUGUACGGAGGUAAAUUCCCGAGCUCAAUUACUCUGCACGAACCAUCUGGCGGUCUACUUCACCACUCGGAGGCUUCUGUAGUCACAGUCACGAUGGUGACGCCCAUUCCGACAGAACUGAUACCAGAUAACCGUAUAGUAGUGCUGGAAAUACGAGCGUCAUCACCACAAGCGAACACCGCUUUCGCCACCAUAGUACUCGAAGCUAUUCUCGAGGACGACACUUCAACGAUUCAGCUAGCGUUCGACGCGCCGUUCUACACAGGAUCGUACAACACGAUUGAUGGUCUACGUCUUGACACGUCCAUCGCUUUAGCCGGAGGGCAUGACGCCAAUACUCAGUUCGGCCUCCAAGGAGAAAACUCUCAGUGGUUCAGCGUAAGCCCAGGUUCGAAUACCGUCACUAUUGUGGUGUCCAGUGCGAUCCCGGAGGCCGUGCUAGCAAGCAAUCGGAAAUUCGUCUUCGUCAUCACAGCGCAGAGACCGGGAGCUCUCUCAGCGCAAGCGACGAUUGUCAUAUCUCUCACUGCGGACGAAAGCCCACAAGGCCCCACUCUUGGAUUCGAUCGAGUGACAUACCUCGGCACUAUACAGAAUGACGUGGCACAAGUUGGACCGAUUACUAUCAUCCAAGGGUUCACUGAUGACGUCACACUCGCUUUGUACGGAGAUCUGGCGGUCUACUUCACCACUCGGAGGGAGGCUUCUGUAGUCACAGUCACGAUGGUGACGCCCAUUCCGACAGAACUGAUACCAGAUAACCGUAUAGUAGUGCUGGAAAUACGAGCGUCAUCACCACAAGCGAACACCGCUUUCGCCACCAUAGUACUCGAAGCUAUUCUCGAGGACGACACUCCCCCAACGAUUCAGCUAGCGUUCGACGCGCCGUUCUACACAGGAUCGUACAACACGAUUGAUGGUCUACGUCUUGACACGUCCAUCGCUUUAGCCGGAGGGCAUGACGCCAAUACUCAGUUCGGCCUCCAAGGAGAAAACUCUCAGUGGUUCAGCGUAAGCCCAGGUUCGAAUACCGUCACUAUUGUGGUGUCCAGUGCGAUCCCGGAGGCCGUGCUAGCAAGCAAUCGGAAAUUCGUCUUCGUCAUCACAGCGCAGAGACCGGGAGCUCUCUCAGCGCAAGCGACGAUUGUCAUAUCUCUCACUGCGGACGAAAGCCCACAAGGCCCCACUCUUGGAUUCGAUCGAGUGACAUACCUCGGCACUAUACAGAAUGACGUGGCACAAGUUGGACCGAUUACUAUCAUCCAAGGGUUCACUGAUGACGUCACACUCGCUUUAUACGGAGAUCUGGCGGUCUACUUCACCACUCGGAGGGAGGCUUCUGUAGUCACAGUCACGAUGGUGACGCCCAUUCCGACAGAACUGAUACCAGAUAACCGUAUAGUAGUGCUGGAAAUACGAGCGUCAUCACCACAAGCGAACACCGCUUUCGCCACCAUAGUACUCGAAGCUAUUCUCGAGGACGACACUCCCCCAACGAUUCAGCUAGCGUUCGACGCGCCGUUCUACACAGGAUCGUACAACACGAUUGAUGGUCUACGUCUUGACACGUCCAUCGCUUUAGCCGGAGGGCAUGACGCCAACACUCAGUUCGGCCUCCAAGGAGAAAACUCUCAGUGGUUCAGCGUAAGCGCAGGUUCGAAUUCCGUCAGUAUUGUGGUGUCCAGUGCGAUCCCGGAGGCCGUGCUAGCAAGCAAUCGGAAAUUCGUCUUCCUCAUCACAGCGCAGAGACCGGGAGCUCUCUCAGCGCAAGCGACGAUUGUCAUAUCUCUCACUGCGGACGAAAGCCCACAAGGCCCCACUCUUGGAUUCGAUCGAGUGACAUACCUCGGCACUAUACAGAAUGACGUGGCACACGUUGGACCGAUUACUAUCAUCCAAGGGUUCACUGAUGACGUCACACUCGCUUUGUACGGAGAUCUGGCGGUCUACUUCACCACUCGGAGGGAGGCUUCUGUAGUCACAGUCACGAUGGUGACGCCCAUUCCGACAGAACUGAUACCAGAUAACCGUAUAGUAGUGCUGGAAAUACGAGCGUCAUCACCACAAGCGAACACCGCUUUCGCCACCAUAGUACUCGAAGCUAUUCUCGAGGACGACACUCCCCCAACGAUUCAGCUAGCGUUCGACGCGCCGUUCUACACAGGAUCGUACAACACGAUUGAUGGUCUACGUCUUGACACGUCCAUCGCUUUAGCCGGAGGGCAUGACGCCAACACUCAGUUCGGCCUCCAAGGAGAAAACUCUCAGUGGUUCAGCGUAAGCGCAGGUUCGAAUUCCGUCAGUAUUGUGGUGUCCAGUGCGAUCCCGGAGGCCGUGCUAGCAAGCAAUCGGAAAUUCGUCUUCCUCAUCACAGCGCAGAGACCGGGAGCUCUCUCAGCGCAAGCGACGAUUGUCAUAUCUCUCACUGCGGACGAAAGCCCACAAGGCCCCACUCUUGGAUUCGAUCGAGUGACAUACCUCGGCACUAUACAGAAUGACGUGGCACAAGUUGGACCGAUUACUAUCAUCCAAGGGUUCACUGAUGACGUCACACUCGCUUUGUACGGAGAUCUGGCGGUCUACUUCACCACUCGGAGGGAGGCUUCUGUAGUCACAGUCACGAUGGUGACGCCCAUUCCGACAGAACUGAUACCAGAUAACCGUAUAGUAGUGCUGGAAAUACGAGCGUCAUCACCACAAGCGAACACCGCUUUCGCCACCAUAGUACUCGAAGCUAUUCUCGAGGACGACACUCCCCCAACGAUUCAGCUAGCGUUCGACGCGCCGUUCUACACAGGAUCGUACAACACGAUUGAUGGUCUACGUCUUGACACGUCCAUCGCUUUAGCCGGAGGGCAUGACGCCAACACUCAGUUCGGCCUCCAAGGAGAAAACUCUCAGUGGUUCAGCGUAAGCCCAGGUUCGAAUACCGUCACUAUUGUGGUAUCCAGUGCGAUCCCGGAGGCCGUGCUAGCAAGCAAUCGGAAAUUCGUCUUCGUCAUCACAGCGCAGAGACCGGGAGCUCUCUCAGCGCAAGCGACGAUUGUCAUAUCUCUCACUGCGGACGAAAGCCCACAAGGCCCCACUCUUGGAUUCGAUCGAGUGACAUACCUCGGCACUAUACAGAAUGACGUGGCACAAGUUGGACCGAUUACUAUCAUCCAAGGGUUCACUGAUGACGUCACACUCGCUUUAUACGGAGAUCUGGCGGUCUACUUCACCACUCGGAGGGAGGCUUCUGUAGUCACAGUCACGAUGGUGACGCCCAUUCCGACAGAACUGAUACCAGAUAACCGUAUAGUAGUGCUGGAAAUACGAGCGUCAUCACCACAAGCGAACACCGCUUUCGCCACCAUAGUACUCGAAGCUAUUCUCGAGGACGACACUCCCCCAACGAUUCAGCUAGCGUUCGACGCGCCGUUCUACACAGGAUCGUACAACACGAUUGAUGGUCUACGUCUUGACACGUCCAUCGCUUUAGCCGGAGGGCAUGACGCCAACACUCAGUUCGGCCUCCAAGGAGAAAACUCUCAGUGGUUCAGCGUAAGCCCAGGUUCGAAUACCGUCACUAUUGUGGUGUCCAGUGCGAUCCCGGAGGCCGUGCUAGCAAGCAAUCGGAAAUUCGUCUUCGUCAUCACAGCGCAGAGACCGGGAGCUCUCUCAGCGCAAGCGACGAUUGUCAUAUCUCUCACUGCGGACGAAAGCCCACAAGGCCCCACUCUUGGAUUCGAUCGAGUGACAUACCUCGGCACUAUACAGAAUGACGUGGCACAAGUUGGACCGAUUACUAUCAUCCAAGGGUUCACUGAUGACGUCACACUCGCUUUGUACGGAGAUCUGGCGGUCUACUUCACCACUCGGAGGGAGGCUUCUGUAGUCACAGUCACGAUGGUGACGCCCAUUCCGACAGAACUGAUACCAGAUAACCGUAUAGUAGUGCUGGAAAUACGAGCGUCAUCACCACAAGCGAACACCGCUUUCGCCACCAUAGUACUCGAAGCUAUUCUCGAGGACGACACUCCCCCAACGAUUCAGCUAGCGUUCGACGCGCCGUUCUACACAGGAUCGUACAACACGAUUGAUGGUCUACGUCUUGACACGUCCAUCGCUUUAGCCGGAGGGCAUGACGCCAACACUCAGUUCGGCCUCCAAGGAGAAAACUCUCAGUGGUUCAGCGUAAGCGCAGGUUCGAAUUCCGUCACUAUUGUGGUGUCCAGUGCGAUCCCGGAGGCCGUGCUAGCAAGCAAUCGGAAAUUCGUCUUCCUCAUCACAGCGCAGAGACCGGGAGCUCUCUCAGCGCAAGCGACGAUUGUCAUUGCAGUAACUGAAGGUUCAUCCAAUGGAAAUGAUGCCGAGUUUGAAUAUGCUUUCUACGAAGGAGUUAUUCAAGGCAAUGAUGUCCGACACGAGUUAGUCAGAAUAUUUGGCUACGAUGGCACUACAGUGGAUGUUAUUGGAGAUUAUUCGAGUUUGUUUAUGGCUCGCGCUUUGGAUGGGGUAGUAACAGUGGGAGCGUCUGGUACGUUGAACCUGCCUGAUGACGUCACACGGGUGGUUCUUGAACUUCAAGCAGCAGGGGCCAGAACAGCUAUGGUUUUGAACGUCGAACAAUCAGAUGCUCCUAUACUUCCAACGGUGACAUUCUCCUCCGAAACAUACGAGGUUACCGUCGGGAUAGCACAGACCGGCCUCAUAGGUCGAGUUUCAGCAACCACUAACAACGGCGAGGCAGUCACCUACUCACUUGGAACACUCAAUGCACAUCUUCAAACACGUCUUAGUAUAAACAAUGAAGGGGAACUACAUUUGUCUGCUCCGGCUAACAGCGGCGUCUACACUUUCCAAGUUGUUGCCACUUCAGUUAUUACACAAGCUACAGGCACGGCUACGGUAACUUUAGCAGUAGAAGCAGUCACAGUAUGUGAAGAUGGCGAGAUCGUAGUCCCACCUCUGAUCAUAAUCGACAGAGAUGAGGAACAAGCUCACAGGAACUUAGUUGUACUAGACCCUGAACAACAGAGUGGCUGCCACUACACCAUGACCCACCGUUGGCCCACUAAUGCUAAUUGGCUGUAUGUCGAUGAAAACGGACUGCACGCCAACGUCAUCGACAGAGAGCAUCCAUCUAUAGCAUUCAUGGCACUUUCUCAAGUUCAAGUAGAACUUAUCUUACAUUGCGAAAAUGAUAACCCCGGCAGAUCGAAACGCUCAGAGAGAACUGAUUGGCUCGGUCCCUACGACUACGGUAGCAAUAAGUGGAUUCUCACAGACACGAUCCUGUACAACUCUAGACGAAGCUUAGUGAAUCUAAUAGUAAACGACAUUAACGAUAACGAUCCGAUAUUCGUCGGUAAAGAACACGAACCCAUUGUAGUCGGAUAUCCCACUGAUGAUCUCGAAGAGAGGAUAUUACCCCGAUCUUUGGUGGAGUUAAAGGCAACCGACGCAGACGUAGGAGAGAAUGCGCAGUUGAUGUAUUCGAGUGCAGAAAGUUCGCUGGCAGUGGCGCCAACCACGGGAUUCGUUCACGUGCGCAGUGGAGCAACCCUCGUGCAAGACCAGAUCCUCACUGUCAGAGCCACUGAUCAAAACGGCAAUGGUCGUACUGGCACUAUACAGCUGAUGGUAAAACUAUUAGACUUGAGCCAUAUCGCGGUAGUGACGGUAAGAGAUGCCUUCCUAGACGACGAAACGACAGUUUUGAAUCAGUUAAGUGCCGCGGUUGGGUAUGAAGUUAAAUCAUUGAGGUCAGUCGUCAUAUCUGAUGACAUAGAUGGAGACGUUACCAGGAAGACACGUGAAGCUAACAACGGCGGUGCCUCUCUACAACUUUACGUUUACGGAUUAAUUGCAAGAGAACCUGUAGUCGUGGAACGUCUUACUACUGAUAUAAGUACCAACGCUGCAAAUGUAAACGUGAUAAGUACUCUAACACUGGAAGAUCAUCUAGAAGAUAUGUACAUAUUCGAACGUGACAUUGGGUUGUUAGUAGCCACGAUCGUCCUUAGCGUUCUUCUGUUUAUGCUCAUCGUAGUGAUAGCCAUUUGGUUCUUCCUUAGAUGGAGGAAAAGCAAAAAGUAUAACGAACUCAGUGAAGAGAACAGCAUAGCAUCCAGAAAUAGUUCGCUUGGUGAAGUACCAAAACCUGAACCUAUGAAACCGAGACUGAACAUUGAAGAUCUGAAAAGGAGCGAAAAGAGAUUGCAAGAAAGGUUGGAAGCUCCCAUUGAAGAGAUUUCAGUAGAACCAAUGACUUCGAGAAAACUCGAAAGUCCUGUUGAAGCUAUACUUGACAUGCCUGUACCUGAAGUUAGUCCACCAAUACCAAUAGUUAUCCAGUCAAUAGAUAAAUUGAAAGAUGCCGAUGAUGAUGACGACACGGAUGACGAAUUUGGGGAGGUUACAGCACCGAGAAAAUCUGUGGUUACUUUCAAUGAAAACGUAGAAAAAAUUAUAACCGUUGAAGAUGAUGCUGAAGACGACGGCGAUAGCUCACAAGCUGGGUAUGAAGUUUACAGGUUAUAAUGACUCAGAA
This is a messenger RNA of Helicoverpa armigera (cotton bollworm), 14123 nucleotides long. RefSeq lists its product as uncharacterized. NCBI's taxonomy places the organism in Eukaryota, Metazoa, Arthropoda, Insecta, Lepidoptera, Noctuidae. Gene Ontology annotation, cellular component: plasma membrane. Gene Ontology annotation, molecular function: calcium ion binding. The coding region runs from base 287 to 14113 and encodes 4608 amino acids. Gene Ontology annotation, biological process: homophilic cell-cell adhesion. The record is from RefSeq and is a predicted model, not a curated record. The transcript has 69 exons.